Messenger RNA from Nicotiana tabacum (common tobacco), 667 nucleotides. The record is from RefSeq and is a predicted model, not a curated record. Lineage: Eukaryota; Viridiplantae; Streptophyta; Magnoliopsida; Solanales; Solanaceae.
UGGAGAUUCAGUUUGUUCGAAAUGGAAGAACAACUGAUGUAGCACCCAAGGGGUAUCCAGAAUCAUUUCACCAUCUCAGUCAUUUAAAUUUCUAUGAACUCCUAGCUGUUGGUGUUGCUCGGAAUACUUUUGAGACAAGGAUGGCUAUGAAAAUUAUUGGUAUUAGCAAGAAAGAGCAGGAGGCAAUUUUAAGAGUUAUGACAUUUGUUCUUCAUCUUGUUGCCCGUGACACACAUUCGUGCCUCGCCAAACUCGCCAUUAUGAUAUCAGUGUUGCUCUGUUCGAACCUUGAGGACAAGGUUCUUAUUGAGGUCGGGAGUAUUGUUAUGAAUCGGCUCCAACCCAAUAUGGAGACCAACAUGGAUGACACACAAAUAGACAUUGGGCCGAGAAGAAGCAAUUGGGCCAGGCCUUCACAAAGUUUAAUAUGGGAUCCAUGCUGAUUAAAUAGUACGGGUUACUGCUAUCAGUAGGCAUGUUGAAUUAUGUGUGAAGGCAAUUCCGUGUUUCUCAUCCUGAUUCUUCUAGCAUCUCAUCUCCUUCUUCAAUCUAUCUUCUCAUCCCAAUCCUUAUCUCUAUCCUUACUCUUUAGUUACUUGUUAUCUCAGUAAUUUUCAUUGUAAUUCAGUACCUUGAGAAUUAUAAUCAGUGUUCAUAUUCUUAUUAA